Molecule: messenger RNA, 4401 nt
Organism: Armigeres subalbatus
Lineage: Eukaryota; Metazoa; Arthropoda; Insecta; Diptera; Culicidae
Exons: 2
Coding region: 1-4401 (1466 amino acids)
Source: RefSeq, a predicted model, not a curated record
AUGCAAAUGGAGAACGAGAUGCAAGAGAGAGAAAAAAGGCAGGAGCAAGCGUUGCUGGAAAAGUCGCUUCGAGAGCAACAAGAGCAUUUGGAUCAAAUGGAGCAAAUGCGUAUGCAAUACGAAGCGAAGAUGGCCGUGGUGAAUGAAAAAUUGAAUACCUCUAGGAUAGCAAAGCAGAAACCGGUGAGAAAGCAAGAUUACGUGGAUCAUCUGAAAAAGAAAGCAAUGCAUGAAAAGCCAAGUGGAUCGAAGGUAUGCGGAAGCGGAAAGAAGCCGAAAAAACCCGAACCUGAGGAACUGGAUGAACGAGAAGGGAACUCAGAGGAAGAAAACGAGAAGUCGGGCGAUUCCGAAGUAGAAGAGAGCUCAGAGGAGGACAGCACGAAGUCAUGCGAUUCCGAAGAGGAACAGGAAAAUGAGGAAUCUGAUGAAUCGUGCGAAGAAGAAUCGGAAAAUGAAUCAGACGAAAAUGAGAGAGCAGCCAGUAGGAAAAGUAGCAGGAACGUUGUUCCACAUGGGCUGGGGCGGAAACCAGCGGGCCCGACAAAAGCACAACUAUCUGCGCGAAAUGGGAUCUCCCGAAAACUUCCAAUUUUUUCUGGAAAACCAGAAGAUUGGCCGUUGUUUAUUGGCAGUUAUGAAACGUCGAACGAGGCCUGCGGAUACAAUAACAUUGAGAACCUCGUUCGUCUGCAGGAAUGUCUCAAAGGACCAGCAUUGGAGAGUGUUCGAGGACAGCUACUAUUACCGAAAUCUGUCCCAAAGGUUAUUGAGAAGCUGCGACAACUUUAUGGCCGACCGGAGCAGUUGCUACAUUUCCACUUGGAGAAAGUGAACCGCUUGGACUCGCCACAGGCUGAACGAUUGGAGACGUUUAUUCCCUUUGGUAACGCUGUGGAGCAACUGUGUGAUCACCUGGAAGCGGCGAACUUGAUGCAACACUUGGUAAAUCCACUGUUACUACAAAGUUUGCUAGAAAAGUUACCUUCCUCAGAAAAGAGAGAAUGGGUCCGCUUCAAGAGCGCUAAGAAGAAAGUGAACCUGAGAACAUUUUCCAAAUUUCUUUCUCAAAUUGUAGCGGAGGUCUGCGAAGCUAACGCGGGCACCUCGAUGAAAGCUGGUGAUUCUCGUCCCGCCAAGGUUGGUAGAGGAGGCAUGAAGGAGAAAGGCGCUCUCUACAACCACAGUACACCAGCAAGUCCCAAAGAUAGCACACCUCUAGGAAAUCCUCCAGCUGGUGGCGUAAAGCCAUGCAAAGCUUGCAAACGCACAGAUCAUCGGUUGCGGUUUUGCCAAGACUUCAAGGCCAUGUCUUUCGCUGAUCGAAUGAAGGUCGUUGAGAAAGGAAAACUAUGUAGGGUGUGCCUGAAUGACCAUGGGAGAGCACCGUGCAAGUUUAAAAUCCGCUGUGACGUAGGUGAAUGCCACGAUCGACACAACCCUCUGUUGCAUCCGGGGGGGUCAAGGGUUAUGAUGAACACCCACUUCGAAGUUCAAGGCACAAUAAUCUUCCGGAUGAUUCCCGUGACAUUACACUCCGGAAAACGUGAGGUAAAAACGUUGGCAUUUUUGGAUGAAGGAGCGUCGAUUACGUUGGUGGAGCGCUCGUUGACCAACAAACUGGGCGUUGAAGGAGUGCAUGAACCGCUCACCAUCACAUGGACCUCCGACGUAACGCGCGACGAACGAAACUCAACAAAGAUGAACCUGUUUGUGUCUUCCUCCGGAAGUGAAGGAAAGCUGCUUCUGAAGGCAGUUCAGACGGUGAAACAACUUCUUCUGCCCAAGCAAUCGAUUGACGCCAUCGAAAUGAAUGCAUCGUACCGGUAUCUUCGCGAUGUACCGUUCACAUCAUAUUCAAGUCAGCGACCGGGGAUGUUGAUAGGACUGAAUAAUCUUCACGCCAUAGCACCGAUGAAUGCCAAGGUCGGUCAACCAGGGGAGCCAAUCGCCGUAAAGUCCAAACUUGGUUGGACCAUCUACGGACCGACGAAAAGGCGACAAGAAGUGCGGAAUUUUGUCGGAUAUCACCACCCAGUGUCCAACGAAGAUCUACACAACCUAUUGAGAGAGCACUACGCCCUGGAAGAGUCCGUGGUGGGUGUGUCGCAGGAGUCGGAAGAAGAAAAGCGAGCUCAGGAAAUUCUAGAGCGCACUACAGUCCGCGUAGGCGAUCGUUUCGAGACCGGUAUGUUGUGGAAAGUCGAGUAUCCAAAGUUUCCGAACAGUUACCCGAUGGCUGUGCGACGGUUAAAGCAGCUGGAACAGCGUUUAGGAAAGACACCGGAGUUGUUUGCUAAGGUACGCAUGCAAAUAGAAGAAUAUCAGCAGAAGGGAUAUACGCAUCUAGCGACACCGGAAGAGUUGGCAAAGUUUGACCCUAGUUCGUCUUGGUUUCUACCUAUCAGCGUCGUGCUGAACCCUAAGAAGCCUGGGAAGGUGCGAAUAGUAUGGGAUGCAGCCGCGAUGGUCAAUAGCGUAUCUUUGAACUCCCAGUUACUUACGGGUCCGGAUCUACUCACUCCUCUUCCGAAAGUUAUCAACCGAUUUCGCGAGCGUCCAAUUGGUUUCGGCGGCGAUAUUCGUGAGAUGUACCACCAGCUACGGAUUCGGGCCGCCGAUAAGAGCGCACAGUUGUUCCUAUUCCGGAAUUCUCCAGAAGAAGCACCUCGUGUAUACGUGAUGGAUGUCGCCACGUUUGGCUCGAAAUGCUCCCCGAGUCAAGCCCAGUUUAUAAAAAACAAGAAUGCUAUGGAAUUUUCCGUACAGUUCUCAGAAGCCGCCGAAGCGAUAAUAGAAAAGCACUACGUCGACGACUAUUUUGAUAGUGUCGAUACUGUCGAGAAAGCCAUCGACAGAGCGAAGGAGUGCAGUUCUCAAGGAGCUAGGCGAAGAGAAUGCGUCGCAAAAGUGCAUUUCAACCGCGAUAAGGAAACUGGAACUGAAAGGGUGCUCGGAAUCGUCUGGGACCCAACACAAGAUGAAUUCUCGUUCUCGAUGGAGCAUCGGCAGAACGUGAAACCGUAUCUGCUAGAAGGUGUGCGACCAACAAAGCGAAUCGUUCUAAGCAGUGUUAUGGGAUUUUUCGACCCGUUGGGACUGCUUACGCCAUUCACGGUUUACGGAAAGAUGUUGGUGCAGGAUUUAUGGCGAGCCGGCUGCGAUUGGGACGAUGAAAUAGAUGAUGGUGCCCUCGAUAAAUGGGAUCGCUGGACGGGGCUGUUGCCGAUGGUUACUGACGUUCGCAUUCCCCGGUGCUACUUUGGCAGAACACAUUCUUCGUCGAUUGAAUCCUUGGAACUCCACAUUUUCACCGACGCAAGCAUUCACGCAUACGGUUGUGCUGCCUACUUUAGAGCCAUCGUCGAUGGAAGAGUGAGGUGUUCGCUAGCAAUGUCUCGUUCAAAAGUGUGUCCACUCAAGUUGCAAUCUGUCCCUCGUCUGGAACUGAUGGCUGCAGUCCUCGGUGCGAGGAUGAUACAUACGGUAAAGAACAACCAUUCACUGCCCAUAGAAAAGCACAUCCUGUGGAGUGACUCUCAAACGGUGCUGAGCUGGAUUCGGUCUGAUCAACACAAAUACAAUCAGUUCGUCGCAUUCAGAAUUGGUGAGGUUGUGGAGCUAACGACGGCGGGUGACUGGAGAUAUGUUCCAUCGGAACAAAACAUCGCUGACGUUGUGACCAAAUGGGGACCCGGGCCACCGUUGUCAUCAGAUGGACCGUGGUUUAGUGGACCCGAGUUUCUACACUGGCCGGAGAGUAUGUUGCCGAAACAAGAAAAAGUGGAUUCUGACGAUCCGGAAGAGAUGAAGGCCUGUGUGUUAUUCCACCAUGGUUCAUUAUCAAGUCCGCUUAUCAACGUCCAGGUAACAACACGAUGGGAGAAGCUGAUCCGAAUUGCUGCGAACGUCUUUCGCUUCAUUGAUAAUUGUCGAAGAAAAAGUAAAGGAGAGCAAAUCCUAGUAUCGAAGGCCAACAAUUCGCUAGUGCGGCUAAUAAGGGGAGACCCAAGAAGCAUCGUACAGCCGCUGCGUCAAGAAGAGCUCAAGUUGGGAGAGUAUAUUCUACUAAGACAGGCACAACGCGACGGGUUUCCAGAAGAGGUGAAGAUAUUGGAAAUUAGAAGAGAUUACAAAGUGACGAGGAAAAUCGAAAAGUCAAGCUGGCUGUACAAGUUACGGCCGAUAAUCGACACUGAUGGUGUGAUCAGACUGGAUGGGAGAUUGGCCUUGGCAGAUGUGCUGCCUUUCGACAAGAGGUAUCCGAUCAUCCUGCCAAGACAGCACGACGUGACGAAGAUGAUUAUUCAGAACUACCACGAGAAGUUUGGGCAUGCAAAUCGAGAGACUGUCUUCAACGAGCUACGUCAAGGUUCUACAUUCCGAAGCUUCGAUCGUUGA